Messenger RNA from Nymphaea colorata (pocket water lily), 3671 nucleotides. RefSeq names its product zinc finger CCCH domain-containing protein 30-like. The transcript is spliced from 4 exons. Bases 632 to 2977 code for a protein of 781 amino acids. The record is from RefSeq and is a predicted model, not a curated record. NCBI's taxonomy places the organism in Eukaryota, Viridiplantae, Streptophyta, Magnoliopsida, Nymphaeales, Nymphaeaceae. Gene Ontology annotation, molecular function: protein binding; metal ion binding.
GUCUGUCGGGAGAGAGACUGGCGAGGAAGGAGACUCUCCUCUCUCUCUCUAUCUCUCUCUCUCCGUGUCUGCGUGUGUGGGUUUUCAGGGAGCGAAGCUUCCAGAGGGGACGAAGAGGCAGGCGAGUCGGAGACAUUCUAACCCCCAAACCUAACCGCUUACCUCACCGGUGACUGUUCUUUCGUCUUCCUCCUAUCGCGUCCAUGGGUUUUGACGGGCAGUAGAUAGUUCGAUCGAGGCAUUACGGUUCCGAUCGCGAGGUUCUGUAGACCGCCAUCGCUUGCGGCGUAAGUCUUGCUGACGGCGCUGAAACAGAGUUACCUGCUUGCUGACCGCGGAUUUGGGCCGUCCAGAAGGUCGCUGCGAGUUGUCCGGCUGGAUUGCAUCUGCUGGUUUCACGGGGGGUUUCGCUGGAAUCUCUACCGUCUUGUCUGAUCGACCCUGAACAUUUUCUCGAUUCUUAUUUUAGUUCUUUCAGGCGUUCUUUUUCUGAUCAAGAGGGACUAUCUUAUGAGAACAAAUUUUCCGGCAUCAAGAUCGGAGCCGCUAGAUCGAUUUUAGAUACGUCUAACUAUUCGCUUGAUGGGGACUCUGUUUCACAUCUAAUGUUUCGUGGUGAUUUUGCAGAAGCAUGUGCGGUGGUCCAGAGCAUCUGAAAUCAUCGUCGACUGCUUCCUCAUCUUCGUCUUGUUCCUCGUUAUCGUCCUCUUCAGCGCCUUCCUCUGGUGAAAGAGAAGAAAGGAUGAACCAUCUUUCUGUAGAAGCCACCGAAGAUUCGUUCUCUUCCUUGUUUGAGUACGCGGCUAACGACGACAUCGACGCCUUCAAAUGCGUCGUCGAGAAUGAUCCGUCCAAGAUCGACGAUGUCGGCCUCUGGUAUGGUCGCCAGAAGGGAACGAACCAGAUGGUGCUCGAGCAGCGUACGCCGCUUAUGGUGGCCUCUAUCUACGGCAGCAUCGACGUCCUUUCCUUCAUUCUUUCUAUCCCCGGCGACGUUAAUCGUGCAUGUGGCCCGGACAAGAGUACCGCCCUGCACUGUGCCGCUGCCGGUGGCUCUACCAACGCUGUCGAAGCUGUGAACCUCCUUUUGAAGGCAGGGGCUGAUCCAAAUGCCGUCGAUGCGCUCGGGAGGCGGCCUUUCGAUGUGAUCAUGGUUUCUCCCAAGCUCCCCCAUGUAAGAACUGGUUUAGAAGUUCUCCUCUCAUGCGGCUCGACUACCGCCGAUGGGAGUUGUGCUGUGAAGGAAACAAAGGCUGGUUGCGCCGAUCUCUGUAGCUCGUCUCCUCCUCUAUCGUCUUCUCCUGACGGGUGCUCUUCUGCCUCUAUUUCUACGUCAUCCCCGGUGUCUCCAGCUAAAUUCGUGGACCCUGCCGGUAAAGCAUCUUCAGGUGAAUUGUCGGAGAAGAAAGAGUACCCGGUUGAUCCGUCGUUACCGGAUAUCAAGAACAGCAUAUACACUACUGACGAGUUCAGAAUGUUCUCCUUCAAGGUCCGCCCCUGCUCCAGGGCGUACUCUCACGACUGGACCGAGUGCCCUUUUGUCCAUCCGGGUGAAAAUGCUCGGAGGAGGGAUCCCCGGAAGUUUCACUAUAGCUGCGUGCCGUGCCCAGACUUCCGCAAGGGCGCUUGCAGGAGAGGUGACCUCUGCGAGUACGCCCAUGGCGUGUUCGAGUGCUGGCUCCAUCCGGCCCAAUAUCGCACGCGCCUCUGCAAAGACGGCACCAAUUGUACGCGGAGGGUCUGCUUUUUCGCUCAUACAUCGGACGAGCUCCGUCCUCUGUAUGUCUCCACUGGUUCUGCGGUGCCCUCGCCGAGGUCGUCUGCUUCCAAUCUCGACAUGGCCGCUGCCAUGGCAAACAUGAACCUUGGUCCGCCUGGCUCCCCCUCAUCGAGCAUGUCCAUCAUGUCCCCUUUUUCACAAGCAGCAGUGCUCACGCCUCCGAUGUCCCCAUCCGGUGGUGUCGGCCACUCAUCCAUGGCCUGGCCUCAGCCCAACGUCCCCACCCUGCAUCUCCCCGGCAGCAACCUGCAGUCGAGCCGGCUGAGGUCCUCUCUCAGCGCUCGCGACAUUCCCACCGUUGAUGACAUGUCGAUGCUGGAGCUAGAUGCCGCCCACCAGCUCCUAAAUGACUUCUCGUGCAUCUCCGGCCAGUCGCGGAUGGGCUCGGCCGUGGCAGCCGGGAACGGGUCGUCCCUUUCUGCCCGGUCUUUAAGGUGCAAGACUCUCACCCCCUCCAAUCUAGAGGAGCUCUUUGCUUCGGAGAUGUCCUCCUCCCCUCGCUUCUCAGCGGAUUUCUCGCCGCUGAGCCCCCAGGUGCAGUCCUCCCAGAAGGCUGCGGCCUCCGUGUUCUCUCAAAUCCAGCAACAGCAACAACAGAACCAAAUGUUGUCUCCGAUCAAUACGGGCAAUGUCUUCUCACAGAAAUCCGUGGAAUCCCAGCUUAACGGGCAUUCCCUACUUCAGUCCUCUUUCGGGCUCUCGUCGUCAAGUCGGAUGUCUUCGCCGCGCAGCAUAGACGCCUCUGCCAUGGCGCCCCAGUCGCCUCUCGGCCUCCGCCUGGCUGCCUUCGCUCAGAGGGAGAAGCAGCAGCAGCAGCUGCGGUCCCACAGCUCUAGGGAUCUCGGUAGUGCUGCAGCAGCUGCGAUGAUUGGUUCUCCGGUGGCAACAACUGCGGCGACGGCUUCGCCGUGGUCUAAAUGGGGAGCCCCCACCGGGAAAGCAGAUUGGGGGGUACAAGGGGAGGACAUUGGUGCGGGCCGUUUCCGACGGUCAUCGUCGUUCGAGCUGGGUUCGGGCUCGGAUGAGCCGGACGUCUCUUGGGUCCAUUCCCUGGUGAAGGAGUCCCCGGAGAUCAAGGAACCGGGUUCGAAUCCUCCUGGAAAGGAAAAUCCGGGUCAAGUGGAUGCCGGUGUCAUGGAUCACUCUCAGUUGGGUGCGUGGUUGGAGCAGAUGCAGCUUGAUCAGCUGGUGGUUUAAUGGUUUUUUGUGUCCGCCGUAUGGUAGAAGGAAGAAAGGUUGAAACUGACGUGGCAGUGAGUGGGAAAGGAGAUUAGUUGGUGGAAUUAACUACUAUUUUUAAUUAUUACUUUAUUAUUAUUAGUAGUAUUAUAGCUGAACCCUACAACGCAGAGGUUGGAAAAAAGAAACAAAAAAUGAAAGCAAUGGGGAUUGUUGGGAGCCAUCAGCAAAACCCAGAUUCGUCAAAACAGUCAAAGAAAAAAAGGAAGAAAAGAAAAAUUAGGGGGAAAGAAGUUUGAGGUUGUUAGGUUUUCUCCUUUUGUAGGAUUUGUAUUCUUUUUGUCGUCUUUUUUUGGUGAGGCGGUCUUUCCCUCUUGAAGUUUUAUUAAUUAAGCUAAACUCGGCGGUUCGAGAUGGUAGCUCGAAGUCUCUUUUGUAUGUUUUUUUUUUCUUUUGUUGCCCUCCGUUUUCUUUUGUUGUUUCCGUCAGAUGAGCAUGUUAGAGAAAGUGCUGCAACAGUGGGUCAAAGGGCUACUUGUGGAAAGGAAAGUGUGCGUACGCCGCCCUCGCAGGAUAUUGAUGUUGACGAUGAUGAUCGGUUGUUGUCUGUUAAAUACUGUCUUUGGUCAGAAAUUGAUGUAGUAUUGGAUUUUAGAAGUUUAUUAUUAUUUGAUUAUCUUUAUUUAUUUAUUUAAUCUUUCUUUCUGCUUUA